CUGUAGCUGGUUUGAGCUUUUCUUCAUUUCCAUUUUCUGCUAUGUCUUUUUCUAUCUUCUGGCUUUCUUCCUUUAACUCUCUCUGUUCAUAUCCAUUCUUCUUUCCCUCUUUCAUAUUAAAAUCAUCACUUCUGUGUCAUAAAGCUCCUUGGUUGAAGAGUAGGUGGAGAGGGAUAUACGCACACAGAAAAAACGAAGAGAUUUUGGGUAAAAGAAGAAGCUAAGAAAUUGUAAGAAGGUUUUGAAGAAUGAGUGCGUCUAGGUUCAUAAAGUGUGUCACCGUUGGCGACGACACUUUUCCCACUGAUUGCGUCCCAACUGUAUUCGACAAUUUUAGUGCAAAUGUGGUUGUCGAUGGGAGCACUGUCUAUCUGGGGCUGUGGGAUACUGCAGGUCAGGAGGAUAGAUUAAGACCGUUGAGCUAUCCUGAGGCAGAUGUAUUUAUACUGGCGUUUUCUCUCAUUAGCAAAGCGAGCUAUGAAAAUGUCUCCAAAAAGGUGAGUUCCUCUCCUGCAUCCUGCCUCUAACUUUCAAUUUUUUUUUUGCUGUACUUGGCCGGGAGAUGAACUUGUGGGAACAUUAAUGAAACCUGUCGGUCCCAUUAAGUUGAAGUAAGUCCAUGAAUAACAUUGGCUUGUGUUAGUUUAUAGAUAUGUAUAGUGUAGUCUUGUCCCACAUUGGAAGAGGAGUAAUAUCUCCUUGUAGUGUAUAGCUAUAA
Molecule: messenger RNA, 718 nt
Organism: Nicotiana tabacum (common tobacco)
Lineage: Eukaryota; Viridiplantae; Streptophyta; Magnoliopsida; Solanales; Solanaceae
Source: RefSeq, a predicted model, not a curated record